AUGAAGAUGAAGAUUGAGAUAGUCUCUAAAGAUUACUGCAAACCAUCAAUUCCAACCCCACACCACCUUAAGAGCUACAGACUCUCUCUGCUAGAUCAGAUAUCUCCUAUAUUUUAUGUGCCCGUCGUUCUUUUCUAUUCAGCUCCUGAAGACAUUGAUGAUGAUAUGACAAUUUUUCAUAAGCUGAAGAAAUCUUUAACAGAAACCCUGACCUGUUUCUACCCUUUGGCUGGAAGGAUUGAGGGCAAUACAUCCGUGGAUUGUGAAGAUGGGGAUGUUGUCUUCACAAGAGCUAGAGCUAACAUUCAGCUCUCUGAGAUACUAAAAAGUCCAGAUAUGAAUUUAGUGCAACAACUUCUUCCACUUGAUCCCUACAAUAUUAGAACAGACAAGGCGGUUGCAGCCAUGGCUGUCCAGUUAAAUUUCUUUGACUGUGGUGGUAUGGGUAUCGGAAUCUGCAUUUCACACAAGAUUGCAGACGGUGCAACACUGUCUUCUUUCCUCGUUGCAUGGGCUACAAGAUCACGUGGUGUUGUUGAAAACAUCACUCCCUCCCUAAAUUCAGCCACCAUCUUUCCACCUAGGGACAAGCAAAUUUUCAUGCCAUCCAAUUUGAUUAAGAGAGAAAAGAUUGUGACAAAGAGAUUUGUGUUUGAUGCUUCCAGUUUAGCCAGGAUGAAAGUCAAAGCAUCCAAGGGUUUGGGCAUGGACGACCAUGCUCCUACUCGUGUGGAAGCUGUGACAGCCCUCAUAUGUAAGUCUAGCAUGAAUACAAAAAAUGGUACAUCUGGUAAGGGUAGGCCAUCAAUGGCGAUAUCCCAUGUGGUGAAUUUAAGGGAAAGAAUGGCUCCACCUUUGCCAGAGCAUUCUUUUGGUAAUAUCUGGCGGUUUGCUCUUGCAUCCAUAAUGAAAGAUGAAAGAAAUAUAGAGCUGCAUGAUUUUGUGGUUCAAUUAAGAAAAGUAAUAAGGAAGAUCAAUGAUGAUUAUGUGAGGAAACUUCAAGGUGAGGAUGGGUUUUCACACGCUUGCGAGCCUCUAAAAGAAACAAGUGAGUUGGUCUCUCAAGGAGAAGUUGAGUUUUACAGGUUCAGCAGUUGGGUUAGGUUUCCAUUUUAUAACACUGAUUUUGGAUGGGGAAAACCCGUCUGGGCAUGCAUUAGCAGUGUGCCCAUUAAAAAUGUUGUCAUAUUGAUGAGUAGUAGCUCUAGCGACGGUAUAGAGGCAUGGGUGACCUUGGAAGAAGAAGAUAUGGCUAAAUUGGAAUGUGAUCAUGAGCUUCUGGAGUUUUGUCUCCUGGCAAAAGGCUAUUAG
Molecule: messenger RNA, 1311 nt
Organism: Prunus armeniaca (apricot)
Lineage: Eukaryota; Viridiplantae; Streptophyta; Magnoliopsida; Rosales; Rosaceae
Source: the annotation of a GenBank genome assembly